This is a messenger RNA of Aspergillus fischeri NRRL 181, 735 nucleotides long. RefSeq names its product metallophosphoesterase family protein. NCBI's taxonomy places the organism in Eukaryota, Fungi, Ascomycota, Eurotiomycetes, Eurotiales, Aspergillaceae. Gene Ontology annotation, molecular function: hydrolase activity. The record is from RefSeq and is a predicted model, not a curated record. Bases 1 to 735 code for a protein of 244 amino acids. The transcript has 2 exons.
AUGGGUUUGGCUGCCCAGCAAGUCAACACGGAGGAUUUCGACUUUUGCAUUGCCGUGGGUGAUUUGACCCAUGACAGACACGACUACCAGGUCCAGGCUUUCCAGAACACACUCCUCCAAUUCAAGAAGCCCGUCCAUCUUCUCCCCGGGAAUCACGAUAUCAGCAAUGUUGCGACCCUCGAGCAAUUCACCCGGGACUACAAUGUCAGCGACCACAGCUCCUUCAGCCACCAGGGAUAUCGCUUCGUGCUCCUAGACUCAGUCACCUUGAUUAGCAAUCUCACCGAGUUUGAGAGCUACACCGCUGCAGAGUGGGCUUGGUUUGAGAAUCAGCUCGAAGCCGCCCAUCAUGCAAAGGAAGAGAUCAUUGUCGCGCAUCAUCAUCUCCCGUUUGAAUUCACUGAGGACGAGGCUGACGCAUACUGGACCUUUCCCAACCGCGUGCGUGGCAGGUACCUCAGUCUGAUCAAGCAGUAUAAUGUGCAUCAUAUCCUUGUUGGUCAUCGUCAUGAGACCAAAAACAUUUAUGCUUCCGACAAGUCGUUCACCAUCUACGUUGUUGCGGGUACGGCCAGGUUCUUCGAUGACAACGGGUUUGGAAUCAACUAUUUCCACGUCACUGGAGAGAAUUCGAGCAAGGAUGUGACGCAGGAGUAUGUCCAACUCCAGGGCGUUGCUCAUAUGAAAAGGUCGGAGGGUUUGCCCAAUGGAUGCCCCGAUAUCUUCGCACAUUGA